Penicillium robsamsonii is the source of this 699-nucleotide messenger RNA. RefSeq names its product chromatin modification-related protein EAF6/MEAF6. The record is from RefSeq and is a predicted model, not a curated record. Bases 1 to 699 code for a protein of 232 amino acids. Lineage: Eukaryota; Fungi; Ascomycota; Eurotiomycetes; Eurotiales; Aspergillaceae. The transcript has 3 exons. Gene Ontology annotation, cellular component: NuA4 histone acetyltransferase complex.
AUGGCAGACACAGCACCAGCCCCAACACCGGCGCCCACGAACACCGGAGCUACGGCGCCUACAGCUGGCGCAACAGCAGGGGCACCGAAUGCGCCUGCGGAUCAGAAUGCCGCAAGUCGCGGGCUACCAUACUACGAGAAACUGCGCCGCGAGCUAAGGGACACACUACAGAAAAAGCGAUUAAUGGACAAGAGCAUGGCUCAACUCGAAGACCAAAUCUUCCGCUUCGAACAAUCAUACCUAGAAGAAACCACCGCUGGAAACAUCAUCAAGGGCUUCGAUAACUACAUCAAAGGUUCCGCGAACGGGUCGAGUCUCGGCGCCGCGGGACUGGGUCUGGGCGGCAGCAUGGCCGGGUCGAGACGAAAGGCGCAGGUGACGGAAUCGGAUCGAGUUUUCUCGCGGAGCUCGGCGAGUUACAUGCUGGAUUCCCCCGGUCCCUCCUCUGUACAAACAACGCCUUCGCACGCCGCAACGCCGACAUCUACGACUGGCGGAAACGGCAUGUCCAUGAAGAUCGACCCGAUGUCCGCCUCUGUUUCUGCUAACGGGAUGAAGAACUCGAAUGGCGCAUCGAAGAACAAGAAGAAGGCGACUGGCGGGUCGAAGAAUACGAAGGGCAAGAACCAGACCGAGGAUAUUUCUGACGAGGACAAGCCUUCUGUUAAGCGGUUGAAGAUCAGUUACGGGAGAGACUAA